CCAGCGCUGACCCCACCCCGCUCCAUCUCUGCCAGUGAGGAGACGCGAAGACGCGCCAGCCUCAGGGCCCGGCGCGGGCGCUGCCCCCGUUACCGCGGCAGCAGCGCUGGCCCCGCCGCCGCCGAGGGGCUCCGCCGCCGCCGAGGGGCCCGGGCUGCGGCCGUGAGCUCCUGAGGGCAGGGGCAGCGCUGGCGGAGCGCUUUCCGCGCCGUUUGUCUCCCGUCUCUUCCCGUUCGCGGGAGCGGCUGCUGCUGCGCAGCCCCUUCCCCGCCCGCCCGGCCGCUCCAGUGCCGUCGCCUCCUCCUCGCAGCCUCGCACGGCGCGGCCCGGUCAACACACAGAGCUGCAAAAUCCCAAGCUGACAUAAUGAACAAGCAAGAGGCCAGUGUUCUACGUUGCUGGAGAUGUAGGAAAUUUAUAGCAAAUUCUGGUUUUCUUGCAAAAUGUAAUGGGAAAAAAACAUCCAAAAUAUCACAACCUUCAGCUGCUGCUCAGAAUUCUUGCAAUGUAUGGCAUGUGAGCUUAGAAGCCAUUCCAGAGUGGGUGAAAUGUGUCAUUGAAAAGGCACAGUGGACAGUUGGAAAACUGCACUGUCCAUUCUGUGAGGCCUGCUUAGGGGGCUUUAACUUUGUUUGCAACAAAGAAUGUUCCUGUGGACUGUUAGUAAAUAGACAUUUCUGCAAAAAUUGGACUGACCAUCAGCCACCUUUCUGUGUUAAAUUGUCAGAAUCAUCAGAAAAACAUUUGCUUCUCAAAAUUCAGUCUGGUUUUAACGAGGAUACCUGCCAUGAAGUGGUAACUGCAACUUUAGAAAUCAAAAAUCAAGGACUUUCCUACACAGCUGGAAGUAAUAAUGGUGGAAGAUUAACAGAAACACUUUGUCUAGAAGUAAGUGUUCCCAGAUAUGAGAUAGAAAGUAAAAAACUUCCCUUAAAGGCAUUAAAUCAAAAAAGAAAUCUCCCUUCUUCCUAUCCCAUAAAAUAUGCGAGCACUGUAAAACCUUUUCACAGAAGAUCUCAUAGCUUGGAUUUAAAUAUCAGAGAAAGACUUGUUUUGUCACCUGUGUUAUAUGGAACUUGCAGCAAGGGAACACUUUACCAUGGCCAAAAUGAAAAUCCACCUGCUUACAUACAAGGGAGCCUGCAGUUAGAGUCCAGUAAGAAAGGUGGUAGUUCUUUUCAGGAUCUGUAUAGCUCCAGUGCUGACAUACUACAAAACCAAUUUCAAGUUGCUUCCAUUACCACAUUACUACGCAGAGAAACAGAAAGUGAGUGUGAUUUUGAAGUUCCUGGACAAUCUUCUGGGAGUGUCACUGCUGAUGGGUCACUAUUUGUGAUGAAUCUUUCCUCACCUACAAGGGCUGUAAAAGAACAGUACAUCACACCUGGUGGUCUUGUGCAGCCUACGAGUAUUUCCUGCAACCAAAAGCUGAGUAAGAGAGAAAGAAACCAGUCAAAAAGCCUGGGGAGAAAACAAAGAAGGCAAGACCAAUGUCUACAGAAGCAACCUGCGAAUGAUAACCUGCAUGCAGAUGAUGAGCAUGAACUCAGAGGAGAUAAAGAAAGCUAUCUCUGUGCUGUGUGUCUGGAUGUUUAUUUCAAUCCUUACAUGUGCUAUCCAUGCCACCAUAUCUUUUGUGAACCUUGCUUAAGGAUGCUUGCCAAAGACAAUCCAGCCAGCACUCCAUGUCCACUGUGCCGCACCACAAUUGCCAGAGUCUUUUUCCAAACAGAUCUGAAUAACUCUACCAGAUCUUUUUUCCCUGUGGAAUAUCUGAAUCUAAAGGAAAAUUUUCAAAAAUCCAAUUCUGCUAAAUGGCCUCUACCAAGCUGCAAGAAAGCAUUCAGAGUUUUUGAAGGUUUUCGGAGGCGCUCAGAUACUGUCACAAGGAGGCAUUUCCCACAUGCUGCUCACAGGAUGGACUACUUGGACUUUGAGGAUGAUAGCCGUGGAUGGCGGUUUGAUAUGGACAUGGUGAUCAUUUACAUUUAUUCCGUCAACUGGAUAAUAGGAUUCAUUGUUUUCUGUUUCCUUUGUUAUUUCUUUUUCCCUCUUUAGGCUGUAGAAAUAACAGUUAAGGAAAAUUACAGCCAUGUGAACCGAAAAAUAGUGCAUAGAAAAAUAUUGAAAAAGGUAAAAUGUUUGAUACUGAAUUUUUAUCAUUCAGAAUUGGAAUAGACUGCAUCAAGCACUCUGCAAAGCUGUUUGAUACUUCUGCUAUAUGUGACAAAGUACUUGAGUUUGGUUACAAAUGUAAUGUGAAAUCUACAUCCUACUUCAUUCAGUGGGAGUUUUGCCUUUGGGAGAUUUUGAUGGGAAAAGAAUGUACUCCUAAUUUAUAAAAUGAGUACUUUGAAGAAGUACUCCCAGUUUUUAGGGAGGUCUGCCUACUACAAAAGAAUGUCAUCUAUAUAGUCAUUUAGGGGUUUGACUCUGUGUUGACACACUUUGCUCACUCAUUGGUGCUUCAGUUCCUCAUACAUGAAAGCAAUAAAGAUGUUUCCCAUUUUUACUCACAUCUUUUGGGAGCAGGAGAGGUGCUGUACCAUGCAUUAUAUAGACAUUUAUCAGAGCUAUUUCAGUGGCAUGAUUGAAAUCCUGGAAAAUUUUGACAACUGAUAGACCUGUCAGCAUUCCACUGUGGAUAUUUUGAGCCUAUUAACCAAAAAGAAAAAUUAUACUUCAAUGUGCUGCCAGUUCAUCUUUUCAGCAAAUAACAAUCAAAAGGAAUCAACUAACAACCACAACUUCUGCACAAUAAAUGGACCAUUUUUGUGCAGAUUCCCAGUGUGGCACCAUACUUUUUUUACCCAUUCAGAUGAGUGUGUUUGGAUGUAGCAAGACAACUACUGGAGGGCAAGCAGCAGGCCUGCUGGCUGUUGAUGCUGUGAGACACUGACCCAAAUAAAUACUGGAGACAGAAGAAUUCUCCAGUGUAAGAAAUUAGUAUCAUAAUUAAAUUGCUGUAAUAACUGGGGAUACAUUUAAAUGUGUGGGCUCUCCAGGACUUUAAGUCUCAUGGGAAAGUUCAUAAGAGUGCACAGUAUUUAUUUGCACCUUUUUUUUGAAACGAUUCUAAAGCACUUUAUAGUUAUUCUAUAUAUAAAUUGAUGAAUUACAGUACCAAACUGCAGCCAGUUCAACAAUCAUUCCAGACUUGCUGCAUUACACAGUAUUUUCAAGUGAAAGUGAAAGAACACCUAUUAAAUUAUAGUAAAAGAUACUAGAAACAAAUGUGAAAAUCAGAUGCUAAAGAAUAGCACAAGGUGGUUUAGGGCUUUACUUUUCAGGAAGGUACAAGGAAGUUUUUAUUUCUAGUGUCAUGACUCCUCAAAGUACACUGUACUUUCAUCUAGAAAAGCAUGUGAGUGUAGGUACAUUGUCCCUCUGGUAUCAGAAUUUGUGUGGGAGACCUGUGGUUUUUCUGUGGGUGGUGUACUCCCCUGUUCUAGCAGAGAACAAGGAGAAAUGUGUUGUGGAAGGUGCCAUCUGCCAAAUGUGAUGGAAUGAAAUCAGAGUUUUAUUAAGCAUGAGCUUAUAUUCCUUUACUGGAGCAGCUCCAGCAUGGUCAGCCUCUUACAGGCUAUGAAGGGAUCAGGACCAGCAACUUUCACUUACUCUGAAAACCAGCAGUAAAUCAACAACUAAUACUUAGCUUUCUUACAGGUUGCAUAAAGCAAUCUUUUCAAGAACAUAUGAGUAGAAUUAAAAAUUACAACUACACUAAUCAGACUAAAUUAUGUUUGUCAUAGUUUUUAAUAUAUGCAAAUUUCAAAAGGUGUAAGAACUGAAAUUCACGUCACCACAUAGUCGUGGUUUUAGCAAAAAUGCAUUUUUGUAAUAGUAAUAAUCCACCUAGUUACUUUGCCUAAAAGUGACUGGCUCUGUUAUUAGUGGCAGUAAGCAUAAUGUUUUAAAAGCUUUAAGACUGUAAUAAAACAUUUGGUGGAAGUCUUUUAAAAGCUAGGGGGUGUAAGUCAUAGGCUCUUGUUUGGCUACAUGCAGAUGUGUGGGUGUGUAUGUUAAAAUAUUAUCUGUAACUUUAAACAGUUGUCUCAUAUAUGCCAGGACUGGCAUUCUAACUGCAAUUUUUACUUCUUUAAACUUAUGCAAUUAUUGCUCAUAUGUCAGAACAGGGAGGGACAAACUCACUUGUUGGUGACAAAAUUGCUUCUACCUUUUGAUCUCAAAAAACCUAAAAUACAAAAAGUUACUUAAAGUGACAUAGUCUAAAAUUCCCGUAAUAAUGUGAUUUAAUUUUUUUAACCAGGAUGUCUGAUUAAGCAAUGUCCUUCAGUAAAUAUUAAAAAAUAUACUGAGAGAUAAGAAAUGUAAUAGAGAUGCUAACUAGUUAUAUAAGAAAAAGUUACAUCAUUUUUAGUAGCAUGUUACCAUGGUUUUAUUUGAAAAAGGGCCACAAAGAAGACCAAAAAUCCAAUCGAAUAUUGGCCUCUUUUGUACAUUUUCCACAAGAAUUGAUGACUAAAAGUGGCUACAUUUUUCUAAAGUUAGUAGGUUUCACAAUUUUGCAGGACAUUUCUAAUUGUUUAACUCUACCUUUCUUCAACGCCUAAACAAUAAACUGUUUAUUGAGCAAUAUUGUUUUACUUUAUAUGAGUUGUUAUUAAUUCCAGAGGAAGAUUAUUUUUAAAUUAUUAAAAAUGUACAUAAUAAAGACUACUCCAACUCUGAGAUCCUCCAUAGAAAAACACCAAAAAGGUAUAGAGUUGAGAUGCACAUUUUUUGUCAUAUAUUGGGGUUUUUUGAGAUACAUACUUUUAUAAAAAUGCAGUAACAAUUCAAAGGCUCAGAUUUGAUUUUCCUUGAAGUCUGCUGUAAAAUGCUGUUAAUUUCUCUUGGAGCAAGAGCAGGUCCUUUGCAGGCUAUUUUUUGGUUGAAUUGAACCUGAUCAGUAAGCCUGUAUUUCUUAACUACCAUAGUA
Molecule: messenger RNA, 4942 nt
Organism: Prinia subflava (tawny-flanked prinia)
Lineage: Eukaryota; Metazoa; Chordata; Aves; Passeriformes; Cisticolidae
Gene: RNF180
Product: ring finger protein 180
Exons: 7
Coding region: 367-2058 (563 amino acids)
Biological process (GO): serotonin metabolic process; positive regulation of proteasomal ubiquitin-dependent protein catabolic process; norepinephrine metabolic process
Cellular component (GO): endoplasmic reticulum membrane
Molecular function (GO): metal ion binding; ubiquitin protein ligase activity; ubiquitin conjugating enzyme binding
Source: RefSeq, a predicted model, not a curated record